AUGUCAACGGAAGAUAGACUAGAGGGCAUCGAUAUUGAACCGAAGAGGGCAUACCCAAAGAUUCGAUCUCACGACCAUAAUAUCGUCGAAGGCAAAAAGGGUGGAAGACAUGGCUCGCCACAGCAGGGCGAAAGUACGCACGAGCAACCGGAAGGCCGUGGCAAAGACACACACAGGCAUCCCCAGCUCUCCAUGCAGCAAGAAGCACGAAACACCGAGGGGCGCAAUAUAUGGCGGAUGGGUAGUAACUUCCGUCAUCAGGCGGUGCAGUUUGUGAGUGCAGGUCUACAAGAAAACGACGAGGAAAAGCCGGAAAGUUUGGACAUGCAGCACAAGGGAAUAGAAAUGACCCCACCUAAACUACCCCCAGAACAAUGCAACGGGGAGUCCAUGCGAUAUCCACCCCCUACUAUUAUUGCACCGGAUGGGGAGAUUCCCAGGGAUACCGAGCAUAUAGACCACAUCACCCCCGGAGGGGAUAACACCAGCGAGGAUGAAAUAGUGUUUACUGGACGACACCUUAAAACAAAGUACGCUCGAGGGCCAUCCGACAGAAACCGAUCUCCGAUAUCGAGGCCAUCCGGGCAGCACAACUCUAGGAGCCCUGCUCGUCGAAAAGAGCAUGAAAUCUCCGACCUUCGCAGAGGACACGAAUGUAGCCCGCAGGAUAACGGUUCAACGCAGCCUUGGCUACCGCAUCACAGCCACAAAAACACGAUACAAUCAUGUCCCACACCAGAAAACGCGUCGGGUGACCUACCGCAUGCCACAAAAUCGACCUUGCCAAAGCGAACCGAGCGAAUACAACCACGUGCCAUCGAUGGAAUUGUUGAUUUCAUACCCUUAAAUUCCAGACGCCCAUCAACUAGGGAGCAAUAUUCGAGACUUCGCGAAGACGAAGAAAAUGACAUAUUGGCCGAUUACAUAGCGAACAUUGACGAUGACUACGAGGACUACUGUCAGUGGACUGAUUUGUGUCGCAGUACAAGCACGGAGUCCGACAACGGUCAAAUGGACAAACCGGCAUCUACACUUGUCUCCGCUGAACUGGUCGAUGCCAACUGUUCCGAGCCACAACCAAACAAUGGAGAGGAAAUAUUUCCAUGCGUACGAGGCCAAAUGUUGGCUGAAUGUGAAGAUGAGAGUGACUCUGAUCUGGCUUCCAGAGGAUCUACUGCUAAAUCGAAUGCAUUUGCGGUACUUUGCACCACUUCGACGGACGGGGCACAUAGCUCCUUGAGCUCUUCCGAAUGCAGUGACAGUGAAGCGAAGGGAAUCGGCAAGCACACGGAGAUCGAGACAGAGAGCAGUUGUCUGUCUCGGUCGCACCGUAACCGCAGCAAAGCAAAGGAAAAUUAUUUCGCCUCGGCAACCGCUUUCGCUGAUGCAUUGGAAUCGGACCCAUUUUAUGGAUUCGAUAUAAUGGACUUCAACAGACCCAGCCUGCGGAACAAAGCAAAAGGGAAGCAGCGUGCCUUUGAUCUGUCAUUAUCCGAUAGCGAGCUGGAACUGCAACUAGAACGGGCAUGGCGAAAUGACAGAGAGAAGAAAAAGACAAGGAAACAGAAGAGAGAAGAGCUCCGUGUUGGAGGCCUACUCGGUCGGAAUGCAAAUGCGCCUGAUCUCAGAACUAAGUAUUCAAGUGGCUUCGAUGUCGAUGAUCUGAAAUCAGAAAUGCGGAGUUUUUUGCUAUCAUCGAAAGAAAGGAAGGUUGUGCAUGACAUGGCAGGCGCACUGUCACUCAAAUCACAGUCCCGUGGCAAAGGGUCGUCCAGAUUUCCCAUGCUGUACAAGACUUCCCGCACCCCAAGGCAUACACAGAAAACGAUUACACAGGUGGAAAGAAUAUUAUCGAAGUCUCAAUUCUCUCACCGUGGCCCCAAGGUACGGUCCCAGAACAACAAGAAACCGGCGAAGGCUUCUCGUGGUCGCCCUACAUCGUCUGUUAGCUAUAUGGAAGGCGACGUCGUUGGUGCCUCAGCACCGGAAAUUGGAGCGGAAAACAAGGGAAGAGCUAUGCUCGAAAGGAUGGGAUGGAGUUUGGGGACACCGCUCGGUGCCAUAAACAACAAAGGCAUUCUGUUACCUGUUGAGCACGUCGUGAAGAAUUCCAAGGCUGGCCUGGGGUAA
This is a messenger RNA of Aspergillus pseudoviridinutans, 2130 nucleotides long. RefSeq names its product putative R3H and G-patch domain protein. The record is from RefSeq and is a predicted model, not a curated record. Gene Ontology annotation, molecular function: nucleic acid binding. The transcript is spliced from 5 exons. The coding region runs from base 1 to 2130 and encodes 709 amino acids. NCBI's taxonomy places the organism in Eukaryota, Fungi, Ascomycota, Eurotiomycetes, Eurotiales, Aspergillaceae.